AUGAGUCUUCAAAUGGUCGAUUUGAGAGAAAGAGUUCACACACUUUUCGAUGCGAUGAAUCGAAGAGUGGAUGAGAUUGGGAAUGAAUCCAAAUUCGAUAAGAAACACGAACUUCUCAGCCGUUGGCCACAACACGAACGUCACGUGGAACUUCUCGAACGACAAAACUAUUUGGAGCAAGAAAUCGCGAAACUCGAAUGGAACAGCGAUGACGAUUUUUCGAUUGUAACUGAAAGAAUGUAA
Messenger RNA from Caenorhabditis remanei, 243 nucleotides. RefSeq lists its product as uncharacterized. NCBI's taxonomy places the organism in Eukaryota, Metazoa, Nematoda, Chromadorea, Rhabditida, Rhabditidae. The transcript is spliced from 2 exons. The record is from RefSeq and is a predicted model, not a curated record. The coding region runs from base 1 to 243 and encodes 80 amino acids.